Aricia agestis (brown argus) is the source of this 477-nucleotide messenger RNA. RefSeq lists its product as uncharacterized. Bases 1 to 477 code for a protein of 158 amino acids. The transcript has a single exon. The record is from RefSeq and is a predicted model, not a curated record. Lineage: Eukaryota; Metazoa; Arthropoda; Insecta; Lepidoptera; Lycaenidae.
AUGGCAUCUCCAACUGCCGGUCACAGAGUUGUUGCAGCAAUUCAGCCAGUACUGGAGGAUUGGGUGGCGCAGCGUAAUGGCACUCUCUCCUACCGGAUGGUGCAGAUGCUGACAGGACAUGGGUGUUUCGGUCACUACCUGCACCAUACGGCCAGACGGGAGCCAACGCCUCAGUGCCAUCACUGUACGGAGGAGGACGACACGGCGCAGCACACGCUCGUUGCCUGCCCAGCCUGGGUCGCACAACGGGCAGAACUCUGUGCCGCUAUAGGACCAGACCUGACACUCCCGGACAUAAUAAGAGCACUAGUCCGGUCGAGAGAUGCCUGGCAGGCGGUCUCUACUUUCUGCGAGUCCAUCAUGACGCAGAAGAAGGCCGCUGAGAGAAAUCGGGAAGCUGAUGAAGCUGCUGACCCGAUAAGGAGAAGACGCGGAGGACGAAGACGCACUCAACAUGAGCGUCAACUCUCGCCAUAA